AUUACCAUUGAACUUGAGAGUUCCCGGCAAUAUUUUUUUGGACAAUGAGGUUCCAGUCUACACUUAUUUGUUCUCCUAUACCAGUCCUCGAUCUCUGUCCAUCUUCAUUGCUACCACAAACAGUACCUGACAAGGCUGCACAGUUGAUUUGUACUGGUGCAAGCCAUGCUGAUGAACUAGGGUUUCUCUUCAAGUCUAACAUGUCUCACAUACCUUUCACUCCACCAACUGCUGAGGAUGAAGCACUCAUGACGAAUCUGCUGCAGGCAUGGACGACAUUUGCAAAAACUGGUAACCCCAACAGUGAAGAAACCUGAAAUAAUUUGGCAAGAGGACAGUGUGCAAAAUCCCUGUUACAUGGACAUUGGGC
Homalodisca vitripennis (glassy-winged sharpshooter) is the source of this 370-nucleotide messenger RNA. Its product is annotated as cocaine esterase-like. The transcript is spliced from 3 exons. NCBI's taxonomy places the organism in Eukaryota, Metazoa, Arthropoda, Insecta, Hemiptera, Cicadellidae. The record is from RefSeq and is a predicted model, not a curated record. Bases 45 to 317 code for a protein of 90 amino acids.